This is a messenger RNA of Rotaria socialis, 873 nucleotides long. NCBI's taxonomy places the organism in Eukaryota, Metazoa, Rotifera, Eurotatoria, Philodinida, Philodinidae. The record is from the annotation of a GenBank genome assembly.
AUGAUUCAAACGACACAGUGCACUGCAUCAGAUAGUUUUCAAACUGACAAAAAAGAAAAUUUAUCCGAGCUAAAUUCACUUAUGUAUACAAAAUUAAAUUCAGUUCCUAUGAAUAUCGAAACCAAAACAGAAAUGGAUAGCACCACUAGUGUACAAGAUGCCGAAUUGUUACUUUCAAUCGGUUCUGCACCUUCAAAACCAAGAAAACUUCAUCCGAAAUUUCGACCGUAUAUUAGUGAGCCAGUUGACACAUCAAUUCCUGCACUCAAUAAUUUAACAUUGUCCAAUCGAUCAAAUUCAUUAUCAUCAUCCCUAUCUGAUGAAUAUUCAUCUGAAUCAAUAUCAACAUCAACACCAACACCAUGUACAUCUCCAUGUCUAUCAUCGAAUGAUGAUAGUCAAUUAUCUUCAGCCGAGAGCAAUUCUUCAACUACGAAUCCUAAUAAAAAUAAUCAAGAAUAUCAUGUUCUCUAUGUUAAUCUCAAUGGCGAAUACGUUCCGGUCGCUAAAAGUUCAUUUACCAUUCCAACAGCGCUUCCAUCGUCACAGUUUCAAAUACCUAUAUGUAAACCAAUAUUAACAAUUGAUCGAAAACGAAGCCAUGUCUGUACAUAUUCUGGUUGUCGAAAGUCUUAUUUUAAAUCGUCUCAUUUAAAGGCUCAUUAUCGCAUACAUACUGGUGAAAAACCGUUUUCAUGUUCGUGGCCAAAAUGUGAUAAAACAUUUGCACGAUCAGACGAAUUAAGUCGUCAUCGACGAAGUCAUACUGGUGAAAAGAAACAUGUUUGUCCUGUUUGUCAAAAGGCCUUUAUGCGUAGUGAUCAUUUAUCGAAACAUCAAAAACUUCAUACAAAAGUCAAGAUUGUCUCUUGA